GCCCCAGCCUUCAAUCCCCGAACCAAACUCGGGCGCUCCCGGUGCUAGCACUUCUGGUGCUGGUGGUAAGUCUCCUUUGACAAUUCAAUAUGUCCCUUCAGUUGAUGAAUAUACCAGUCGUAGGCCCAUAGGGUUCGACGAGCGUCUCCGUAGGUUUAAGAUGCCGUCGACCCGGUGGGGGGAUCAUUUGAAGGAGUUUUAUUUUACAAACUUAGGAGAUUACCUAGGUCGGUCCCGGAUGGGCCCCGGCCCUCCGGAACCUAUUCCCUUAGGUCCGUCGGCUUACAUAGCAUCCAGCUGGUUUCGGCCCUCGGACAGUUAUCUUGGAGAUGAUGCUGCCAGCAUUAAAGUUCAGGACUUUGCUAGGGCCGAACUAGGGAGUCCGGGUAGGAGUAGUUUAUUUACUGCGCCUUUUGUAAGUAGUUUCUCACGGACUUCUAACACUUGCUUGCUUUAUUGGAACAGGUACCUCCAUGGAUGCCAUCCUGGAACGGCUGGCUGGGGUCCAUACUCCGGUGGCUCCUCCGGCUUUCACCCCCUCUCCCCCGGCCCCUUCCUUGAAGGUUUCUUCCGGCGCUCCUCCCGAAACCAUCGACUUGGUGGAUGACGAGGAGGUGCUUCCGGGAGAAGGCCAGGGGAAAGGAUGGGACUUCUCGGAGGAAGCCGCCGAGGGUGCUGGAGACCCUCAAGCUCUCCCAGUGGUAGCAGAGGAGGACGAGGAGUCAGAAGUGGCUCUGAUCCGCAAGCGCAAGGGCAAGAUGAUUGCCCAAGACGAGCCGAAGAGGCCUCGGAGGGCCGACACUCCCGCUCAUGGCCUAGACGGCGGGGUGUCUCCAAUGGAGGAAAAUCCUGCUCCUCCUCGCAUUGAGCUUACCCCGAUUCCGGGGGAUGAGGCGAGGCAGGAGCUUCGCAUAGCCAAGCACAACUACGCUAUGGACGAGUACUCCCGGGGAUAUGCCGAUGUGGAGGCCCUUAGGAGGAUCCUGCGGGCGGAGGUUGAGGCGAGCAUUAACCAUCCGGAAUAUCAUGAUCCGUGGAACCUCAACCUGGAUCCUUUGGCAGACUGGUUCCGUCCCCUCCUUGGGCCCACUCUGGCUCCUUUUGCUGCGGAAAUGACCGGUGAGUUCGCCUCUCAGCUUACACGCUGUGCGCCCAAGCGGUUUGCCACUUGUGCCUCUCUGAACUCUAUCUUCCAAGUCCAGGACCUCAGCCAUUCCCUCACAGUGCUUGCAGCUGAGGCCGGUCGCCUCUCCAAGAACAUCAUAAGCCAUGGCUUCGCUCUGUCCGACUUUGGGGACAUGAACGACGUCAAGAAGGUCCUUCAAGACCUUACUGCGGAGAGGCUGAUCUACCAGGAGGCCGCCGAGCGCCAGGAGGCUGCGGCCAAGGCUAAGGAAGAGAGGGCCAAGGCCAGGGAGGAGGAGGCUAUCCGGAGGGAGGCUCAGGCGGAGGACAUGAUCCAGGCCGAGGCCCAGCGGAGAGGCAGGAUGGAGGCCCAUCAUCAGGAGGAGCUGAGGGCUCAAACUGAGGCUGCCGAGAAGGCCAGGCGGGACCUUCGGGAGGCCAGGGAGGCUUUGGACGAAAUGGCCGCCAAGGUGAAGUCUCUAGAGGAGACUCACCAGUCGGAUAUUGAAUCCAAGGCCGCUCUGGCUGCGGAGUUGAAGGAGCUUCGGGACUACAAAGAUCAGUCUAUUAGGAAGGCCAAGAGGGCCGAGCUCCUUUCUCCCGUCUCCUGCGCCCGUUGCCCGAAGCGCUUUGAUGAUGGUGUCUACAUGGCUUGGGCCACCAACGAUCAGAGCAUCAAGCUUUCUUUCUAUCCCAAACCCGAGGACAUGAUUGCCAAAUUUCGGGAGAAGAAGAAGAGACUUGAUGCUGAGCUUGAGGCACGGAUCGGACCUCGUCUUCCGCCACGGGCUGACUGAGCUGCCCUAUUAUUGACCCAGAUUAUACCCGUUCUUUUCAUAACUCUUUUUUUUUCUUUGUACAUAUUUGCUGCUGCCUUAGAACAGUUUACUUACAGGCGGCAGCCUUUAUUUAAAGGGGAGACAAUUUAAGGCCUGUCCCCGGGCCAUUUAUAUGUGUAUGACCUAACCUUCGGGUUAGGAUAUUUUAUUAUAUAUAUAUUUUUUUUUAUAUAUAUAUGUGCGAUCUUUUUUCCACACUUCAUAUAUUUCAACCUGUCCUUUGGCUCAGGAUUUCAUACUUACGCCUUUUAUUCUUUGCGCAUGUUUAUGACCUGCCCUUUGGGUCAGGAUAUUUUACUUAGCUUGACCUGCCCUUCGGGUCAGGAUGUUUUACUUAGCUUGACCUGCCCUUUGGGUCAGGAUAUUUUACUUAGCUUAACCUGCCCUUUGGGUCAGGAUGUUUUACUUAGCUUGACCUGCCCUUUGGGUCAGGAUAUUUUACUUAGCUUGUUUUUGUUUGUCCGUGCGGUAUACCCUAGUACCCCCCUGAGUGGCAUAGAAACUUUGUUUUUAAGGCACUCAGUUUUAUUUAAUAUAGAGGAGGCAUACAUUUGGACGGUACAAACCCUUUAAACAAAAGCUAAGUUUA
Cannabis sativa is the source of this 2553-nucleotide messenger RNA. RefSeq lists its product as uncharacterized. The coding region runs from base 474 to 1922 and encodes 482 amino acids. The record is from RefSeq and is a predicted model, not a curated record. The transcript is spliced from 2 exons. NCBI's taxonomy places the organism in Eukaryota, Viridiplantae, Streptophyta, Magnoliopsida, Rosales, Cannabaceae.